Pyricularia oryzae 70-15 is the source of this 884-nucleotide messenger RNA. RefSeq names its product 60S ribosome subunit biogenesis protein NIP7. Gene Ontology annotation, biological process: ribosomal large subunit biogenesis; ribosome assembly. Lineage: Eukaryota; Fungi; Ascomycota; Sordariomycetes; Magnaporthales; Pyriculariaceae. The transcript has 3 exons. Bases 107 to 664 code for a protein of 185 amino acids. Gene Ontology annotation, molecular function: RNA binding. The record is from RefSeq and is a predicted model, not a curated record. Gene Ontology annotation, cellular component: preribosome, large subunit precursor; nucleolus; nucleus.
CGACUCGUAGGAACUUUUUUUUGUAAGGCGCAUCGCGACGGCAUCCGCAGAGUGUUCAAGUUGCCUCCCACAUCAGGAUCAAUCAACUGCCUCUAAAACAGCCAAGAUGCGUCCCUUGACAGAUACCGAGACGCAAACGCUGCUAGCCAAGCUGGCCAACUACACAGGAAACUCCCUCAAGAGCCUGAUCGCUCCCCUCGAGGACGGCGACCGCUAUGUUUUCCGCCUGCACAAGGAUCGGGUUUACUAUGUCAAGCUCAGCAUAGCGAACCUGGCCACCACAAUAGCGAGGGAUAAGCUCAUGUCGCUCGGUACUUGCCUGGGCAAAUUCACAAAGUCUGGAAAAUUCCGUCUUCACAUCACGGCCCUCCCGAUCCUCUCCGAGCACGCCCGCUACAAGAUGUGGGUUCGCUCAAACGGCGAGAUGCCCUUCCUUUACGGUGGAAAUGUCGUCAAGGCACAUGUAGGACGUCAGACAGACGACUGCCCCGAGCACCAGGGUAUUGUGGUUUACAACAUGCAGGACGUCCCCCUGGGUUUCGGCCUCACCGCCAAGAGCACCGCCGACGCUCGACGACUCGAUCCCACGGGUAUUACUUGCUUCAGGCAAUCCGACUGUGGCGAGUACCUGCGUGACGAAGAUGCCCUCUUCGCUACUGGCUGAAACAUUCCUGUGGCAUGUGGGACCUGCUUUUUAAAACUUGGGCUUAGGAGUAUAGGCGUUCAGGAAACCUUUGUUUAAUCUGGAGUCGAAAUUGAAUGUCUAUUUGCGGUCUUUUGUAGAUACCAUACCACAUUACGCAGCCAAUGCGUCAAGUCGCAAAUGCAUCAAAACAACCAAUAUGCAUUACGUACAGAAACGACCAAAAUCUGUUUGUCCUUCA